AUGUCUACUCGUCUCUUCUUCCUUCUCGCUUCCAUUUUCACUAUCGUCUCUGGAAAUGAUCAAUUCUGGGUGACAAGUGUUCUCACUGAAUUCAAAGUUCGUGAUCAGUGUGCCGCCUUCUGGAAUCAAUCCCAAGCUUGUUCGAAUCCAUCUCUCAGAAUCUCUACUAAUAUCAAUCAACCAACUCAAUUCGCUUCACGUGCUUGGCAAAUUCAGGAGAUUCUCAACUCGACCGGAAAUCCAACAUUCAUUAGUCAAUGGCAUGGUUCAAUCGAUUCAAUCCGUGUUUCUGUCCAAGUCGAAGGAAGUAAUCCAUUGAAUCCAUUCGGUCUCGUUGCAAAAUGUGAUGAAGGAUUUCACCCGAAAGUCGUCUUCAAUCAGUCAUCAAUCGAUGUCAUGGAGCGUCUUUCCACAAGAGUUGUUGUCAUUAAUUCCCAGUGUUUCACUGCAAAAGUUCUUCUGAAAGUGGAUACAGAAUGCCCGUAUUGUCCACCACCAACCACCACUCCACAACCGACAACCCUCGCUCCAGAAUCGUUCAUCUAUACUCAUCGUUUGCCUUUGAUUGCUAUCAUUCUUCUCAUCAUCUUCACUAUUCUUUCCUUCUGCCUCUUCUACUUCGUCCUCCGUCGAUUCAUGACACUUCGACGUGGAUUCAAAACGUGCCCGUCUCUGGAAUCAGGAAUAUCAACCAUCACUCCAUUGUCAUAUUCCACUGUCAUCUCUCCGGAAAAGAAACAAAAAGAAUUUGUCGAUUUCUUUGCUCUGAUGCCUCCAGUUAUCGAAUACGAAGAGCUGGACUUGGAUGCUUCAAUCGACAUCGAAUCAAUGCCACGUCUCGGAUCUCUCGUCUACGAUUACUUCUGCUACGAAAACCAAGUGGAUGUGAGUGUUUCCGAUGCGGUUUAUGUUUAG
Molecule: messenger RNA, 915 nt
Organism: Caenorhabditis remanei
Lineage: Eukaryota; Metazoa; Nematoda; Chromadorea; Rhabditida; Rhabditidae
Exons: 3
Coding region: 1-915 (304 amino acids)
Source: RefSeq, a predicted model, not a curated record